AAACGUAACAAAACUUUCACAGCAAAAGACAUGUCAACAAUAUUGAAAUUAGAAUAAGCUAAGAUUUAGUGAAGAUUAAAUUCCAAUUCUAUAAAAACAUUGAAACUUUGCGUUUAAGCAUUUUCUUUUAUUUAAUACAUCGCGAUUUGGAGUAGAUUUUUUUCAAGUUGUGUAUAGGAAGAUUCAGCGUACAGAAUGCUUGGUUGUGUAGAAAAUUGUGGUCAUUUUGGCCCACCUCCAGAUACUAUUUUAUCUAUGCCUCCUCCACCAUUGCCAUCAUUUCUUAUCCCAAAUACCGCUGUCAUCGCCUUACCCCCAAAUGAUACCCAUCCAUGUUUUGCAGCAUUCCUCUGUGAACCAAAUCCACGUCCAAGAGAGAGUGGAUUAGAAUUUAUCGAACUAACUGGAAGAAAUCAUAUGGAGAACACCUGGGUCUUUGUUUUAAUAAGUUCAUGUGUUGGAGUUCUUAUUCUGGGUGCACUAUUUGCCAUCAUUUUGCUUAAGUGUCGGGAGACACUAUUUUCGAGCUGCAAUUUAUCGUAUCAUGAUUCCAACAUAAAGCAGACCACAAUGUCUGCUCUGGGUGAGCCUUCAAAGGCAAAUCCUUUCAUGGCAGGAGGCAUAUUAUAUCCAUGUGCAACAAAUCGUGAUUCAUUGCAACACCAGCUUACCAACGAUAAUAGGCUCCUUUGGGCUACUCUGACUCCACAUGGUACAAGGCAUUUUGUGUCUGAUUAUCCUCUGGGUCACGAUGGUCAUUAUGAAGUUGUUGAUUAUCGUGCCAAGGAUCCGGUUCCGGCACGUGACUACGUCAAACGGACUCCAAUCAAAUCAUUCGACAAUAGCGGUUUCAUCGAUUAUGACUACGAAGAUCCAACUCCCUUAAUGGAUUCCUAUCACGAUGAUUUAGAUUCAGGCUAUCAAGAACCACAAGAAGUUUUGGGCACCCUUUCGCGCAGUUCACCACGACCACUUGUAUCAUCGCCAACCAAAAUUGAAAAUCCAAAUAUCCCACCUUUGAAUAUUUACCCCCAUCGCUCCAAUACUUCGCAUUCGGGGACCUUGAAUCGAAAGGCAACUUUGAGCCGGCGCAUUAGUGAUGCUUCAUCGUAUGGAGGUCCAAAUAUGUAAGUCGACAAUCGAAACACGAAAACCACACACGAAGAUUAAGAUACAGAUCUAAAUCGCUCAUACAUGAUGGUUAUGUGGGUAUAGAGUAUUUAUAAUUAUAAUUUAUUUCCAUCCUUAAUUUUUAUAUAAUAAAUUUAGAAGUUAAGAUUAUAACGUAAAGGCACACAUUUUACCUAAUUUUAUAAGGUACUCGAGGUACUUACAAUUUCACCUAAACUUAUAGUUUGAUAAUGUUUUUAAAUAACCUGCAAAUACACUCUUAGCAACUUUUACAUUGAGAACGUAGUGCCUAUUUCACAGUACUUUGUGUUAACUCACCGAAAUAAGUGGUACCUUAUUUUCGGCUUUAGAAUGUAUUCCUUUGAAAAAGUACAUGGGUUUGAUUCAUUUGGGUUCAAUGUAAUAUAGGUGGCAAAUAAAUUAUAUUUUUAUAAAGUAUUUGAUGUCUUAGUCAGGGCUUUGAGAUGUUACCUUUCAUAAUUUGUAAAAAAACUUAUUUGAGGCUUUUUGAGGCCAUUAAAUUCAUGAAGUAGUUUUUUUUAUUAAAUUCCUGAUAAUUUUCCUAAUCUACAAUCUCUUACUUUAAUGUUCCUUUUAAAAUUUUUUAGUGUCUUACUUAGUUGUAAGUCUUCACCUUCUAUACAUACAUUAAAAUACCGCUUAAAUAUUUAUGUCUGAAAAGAAAAACCGAAAAAAGGUAUAAAAACCGUUUUUGAUCUUAUUACGAAUUCGUCUUGAAGUUAUAACAUCAAAAAAUAAAAUCGUAGUUUGGAUUCGGAAUCAGCACUAAAAAGAGUUUAGGACUACUUAAUUCUUUAAAAAAAUAUUGUUUUGCAUGCAUGACAUAAUCAAAACUUAAUUUUGUUGACAAGCAAAGUUAUAUUUAUUAUGUUUGGAUUUUAAAACAUUUUCAUAGGUAUUUAAUUCCACAGUUAACAUGCAAGCCACUUAUAAGGCUAAGAGGAAGUAAAGUUGCGUGUUUUGUUUUACUACAGUGAAAGACAUACAAGAAACAUAAAGUAAUCGACAUUAUUUGUGCGUCGAAUAUCGACUAGAUACAGAAUUAGCCUCUUAUUAAUUGUUUUUUUUUUUUUAAUCUACUAAUGAGUUUUUCUAAGGUCUCAAAUACUUCCAGGUACGACUUAACGUUUUGAACCUUCUACUUUUUGUGUAAUUUGCUUAACAGCUAAAUUAAAUCCCCAAAUAUUUUGCUAGUCAAUGAUUUAAGCAUUUUGCUUCUUAGAAGUAUUUUUUAAGCAUUAAAUCAAAAUAAGUUGUCGAUUUUUGGAACUAUAUUCAACGUUAAAUCAGACCCAGUGAGUUGCGGUAGAU
Messenger RNA from Eupeodes corollae, 2463 nucleotides. RefSeq lists its product as uncharacterized. Bases 196 to 1131 code for a protein of 311 amino acids. NCBI's taxonomy places the organism in Eukaryota, Metazoa, Arthropoda, Insecta, Diptera, Syrphidae. The record is from RefSeq and is a predicted model, not a curated record. The transcript has 4 exons.